AUUUUCGUUCUUUUGCAUGAAGGACACGACCUGGCAACUCAGAUGAAAUUAGCUGAAGAAGGUCGGCCUGGCAGCUACUCUCCUCUCCGGUUUUGUUUGCAGCUACAACAAAAUUAAAAUCGCUGCGUGUAUAUAUUGAGCUUCAGGGAGAUGUCGGCAAGUGAUGACUCUGCUGACUUAACCAGAUCGGGCUCGCCAGUUCAUCGAAGAAAAAAGCACAGUGUGGACUCCUCUAGAUCUCCUAGAAUGUCUAAACAUCACCAUUCACGAUCAAGAUCUCGUUCGAGGGACAGAAAACGUGACAGAAAAUACAGACGAAGUCGUAGCAGGAGCAAAGAGGCACGAAAAAGGGACUCUGAGAAGCCACCAAAAUCUUACAGAAAAACAGAUGGUCCGAAAGAGGAGAGACACUCAACGGAGAACGGAGAGGAGCGGUCCAGGCGAAAGGAAAGGCGAUCUUCGAGAGGCCGAAGCUUAUCCAGGUCACACUCAAGAGAGAGGCGACACCACAGCCGAAGUAAGGAGCAGCGGCGGUCACGAUCGCGCAGCAAGGACAGGAAGAGGAAGGCUCGUUCUCGUUCAGGUUCGAGGACCAAACACCGUCACCACAGCAGAAGUCGUAGCAAGAGCAGGGAGCGAAAGAAGAAAAUUGAGAAAGUACACAAAAAAAGUCGAAGUAGGUCUGCUAGUCCACUGGUCUUCCGAGGCCGAAACACGGCUAUGGAUGCACAAGAGGCUCUAGCCAGAAGGCUUGAGAGAGCCAAAAAGCUGCAGGAGCAGAAAGAAAAAGAAAAGCACGAGAAACAUCAGCAGCAACAGCAGGAAAUAGUUGCAGCUGUGGCUGCCCCCAUUGCAGCAGCUGCUGCAGCGGCAGCCUCGAACCCGGCUCUCAACGUGGCAGCCCUUUUGGCCUCCGGGACACAAGUUACUCCUCAGAUUGCCAUGGCUGCGCAGAUGGCAGCCCUUCAAGCCAAAACUCUGGCCGAGACGGGUAUCGCGGUGCCCAGCUUUUAUAACCCGUCCGCUGUAAAUCCCUCCAAGUUCGCAGAGCAGGAGAAAAAGAGGAAAAUGCUAUGGCAGGGAAAAAAAGAAGGGGAAAAGUCUCAAACAGCAGAGUUGUGGGAGAAGCUAAACUUUGGAAACAAGGACCAGAAUGUUAAAUUUCGGAAACUGAUGGGUAUUAAGGGUGAGGAUGAAGAGGCAGAAGUUUCCAAACCAAUUAAUGAUGAAGGCCUGAAGACUCUUCAGAAACAGGAGGAGAUGUUCAGGAACCUUGAUGUGCAGUAUGAGAUGGCACGGUCUCAGACACACACCCAGAGGGGAAUGGGCUUGGGCUUCUCCUCCUCGUUCUCUCGAGGAAUGGAUUCCGUUUAGUGCCAAACGCAGACAGUCACUUCCUCUCAUCGUUUAAAACCACCAAAUCAUCGCUAGCUCUUCAGCUUGCAUGGAUGUUGCUUUGAACCUGUAAUUUAUUUAUAGACUAAUUGUAACAUGGUAAUGUAAAUAGAACAAUGCUGAGUUUGUCUCAGUGUUUAUUAAUCUGUACAUCUUUGUAAAAAAACAAAAAAAAACACAUUGACUGAUGCAAAGGUAGAUUUUUUUUUCCAACAAUGUGGUAGCUUUUUUAAACUCAAAUAUAGAUAUGUGAUUGUCUGAAUACGAUGUGGUUUAAGUGGACGCUGUUUACAUCCAUUUAGCAAAAGGCAUCCUAGGUCAAUGGUAGCAUUAUCAGAAUCCUGUUUUUUCUUUUUGAUUGGCAAUAACAAACCCUGGUUGAUGGACAUAGUUUUCUGAAUUUCUAUGGGCUGUAGUCAUCUUGAAGGGAGUAAUCAAAUAUUUCAGAUGUCUUUGAAUUAAAUUUUGUGUUGGAAAGAAA
Molecule: messenger RNA, 1876 nt
Organism: Austrofundulus limnaeus
Lineage: Eukaryota; Metazoa; Chordata; Actinopteri; Cyprinodontiformes; Rivulidae
Gene: rsrc2
Product: arginine/serine-rich coiled-coil 2
Exons: 10
Coding region: 151-1374 (407 amino acids)
Source: RefSeq, a predicted model, not a curated record